GUUCCCCGCUCCUCGCCUCCCGCACGCCCGGCCCGGAGCGGGGCCGGUGGCGGCGCACGGAGCCCGCCCGGGGCUGCCCGGUGCCGGUGCCGGUACCGUUACCGGUGCCGGUACCGGAGCUGUCCAGUGCUGAAAGCUCCGGCCCGGCCCCGCCAUGCCCCGCUCCUUCCUGGUGAAGAAGCUGAAGGCGGACGCGUUCCCGGUCGCCGGGGUCCCCGCGCCCCCCUACGCCCCCCUGGAGCCCCCCUACGCGCUGCCCGGCCCCGCCGCCGGCGAUGGGUACCUCCAGCACUGCCUGGCGCCUGCCGCCUACGACUCCGACAAGAAGCAGGGGCUGCCGCCGGCGCCGCCGGACCCGGCCUACGCUCCCGGCCAGGAGGAGUACAGCGACCCCGAGAGCCCCCAGUCCAGCUUCUCGGCCCGUUACUUCAACGGGGAGGCGGCGGUGACGGACAGCUACUCCAUGGACGCCUUCUUCAUCACCGACGGGCGGUCGCGCCGGCGCGGCGAGAGCCAGCGCCGCGGCGGCCACCGCCACUCGUGCCCCGAGUGCGGCAAGACCUACGCCACCUCCUCCAACCUCAGCCGGCACAAGCAGACGCACCGCAGCCUGGACAGCAAGAUGGCGAGGAAGUGCCCGACCUGCGGCAAGGCGUACGUCUCCAUGCCCGCCCUGGCCAUGCACGUCCUCACCCACAACCUCAAGCACAAGUGCGACGUCUGUGGCAAGGCCUUCAGCCGGCCCUGGCUGCUGCAGGGCCACAUGCGCUCGCACACGGGCGAGAAGCCCUUCGGCUGCUCCCACUGCGGGAAGGCGUUCGCCGACCGCUCCAACCUGCGCGCCCACAUGCAGACCCACUCCGCCUUCAAGCACUACAAGUGCAAGCAGUGCGAGAAGACCUUCGCCCUCAAGUCGUACCUCAACAAGCACUACGAGUCCGCCUGCUUCAAGGGCUCCGAACACAGCUGUGCAAUAGGGACCUAGCCUCCGCGCCCCCCCCCCCCUGCACCCAGCACCCCCACCCACCCCGUCCCUCCCC
Messenger RNA from Oxyura jamaicensis (ruddy duck), 1040 nucleotides. It is a transcript of the gene SCRT2, whose product is annotated as scratch family transcriptional repressor 2. NCBI's taxonomy places the organism in Eukaryota, Metazoa, Chordata, Aves, Anseriformes, Anatidae. The record is from RefSeq and is a predicted model, not a curated record. Gene Ontology annotation, molecular function: DNA-binding transcription factor activity, RNA polymerase II-specific; RNA polymerase II cis-regulatory region sequence-specific DNA binding. The coding region runs from base 155 to 985 and encodes 276 amino acids. Gene Ontology annotation, biological process: regulation of DNA-templated transcription. The transcript has 2 exons.